AUGAACGGAAUUGAAAAUCAAAUUUGCAAAGUCUGCUUUCGGAAAACUUUGGGAGAAACGAAUAAGUUUUUGGAGUUAUGCAGUCUAAAAUUAAACAAAAAUCAUAGUGGGAUAUACGAAAGCGAUCGCCGAGGCAGACAGCCACCAAAAAAUAAAUACACGGAAGCCGUCACAUCUUUUUUUCUUAAAAUUCCACUCUACCGCAGCCAUUAUAGUAGACGAGAUAGCAAUAAAAAAUAUCUGCCACCGCACUACACACUUGCUAUGGUAUACAGUCAAUACUUAAGUGAACCUGAUCAUGUUGUUAUUAGCCGUACAAAGUUCGAAGAGAUUUUCCACACGUUGAAUAUCGGAAUUAAGAAACCAAGCAAAGACACUUGUGGGAAAUGCGACUGUCUGAGAAUGAAGAUAACAUUGACUAGUAACGUUGAAGAAAAGUUGAAGUAUCAGCACGAAUUAGACACCCAUCAGAAACAAGCUGACGACUAUUAUAAAUUGAAGGCAGAAGAUAAACGAUUAUCAAAAAUUGAUCCAACGACAAAAACAGUCACGUUUGAUUUACAACAAUGCCUUCCAACUCCAAAGGUUUCUACAGGCAUUUCUUUCUACUUAAGACAGCUAUGGACCUUUAACCUAACUUUCCAUGACUGUGACAAUGAUCAGGCUUAUUGUUUCAUGUGGCAUGAAGCUAUAGCGGGCAGGGGAGCUAACCAAGUCGGAUCAUGUAUACAUCAGUUUUUAAAUAGCAUUCCAUCAGAUGUUGAAAAAAUUACGCUUUACUCAGAUUCUUGCACUGGGCAAAACAAAAAUGCACACAUUGUAGCGAUGUAUUUUGCCUGCUUGAAAUAUCACCCAACUUUGAAAAUAAUACAACACAAAUUUUUAGUGCCCGGCCAUACACACAUGGAGUCUGACUCCGAUCACGCUCUUAUUGAAAAGAAACAGAAAAAAACAGAGAGACAAAUCGAUCACCCUCGCGAUUGGUAUCAGUUGGUUCGAUGCACUGGAAAAAAAUAUCCUUUCAAAGUUGUGGAGAUGGACCAGUCAAAAUUUUUUAAUUAUGCAAAACUGCUAAAAACAGAGCUUCAAGUGAAGAAAAAAGACGAAACGGGAAACCUCUUUUACUGGCGUGAUAUUCGAGAAAUAAUGAUCGACAAAAAUAAUCUUGGGGUAAUGUAUUUUAAAACGGGCAUCAAUGAAAGUUAUAGGUGCCUUUCAUUCAGGAAGCGGGGCUCAUUAGCAAAGUUAAUUCCAGAAUUGCAUUACAAAGGAUUAGUGCCUAUUACCGCGAAGAAGAAAGGUACAAUCUAA
This is a messenger RNA of Acanthoscelides obtectus, 1311 nucleotides long. The record is from the annotation of a GenBank genome assembly. NCBI's taxonomy places the organism in Eukaryota, Metazoa, Arthropoda, Insecta, Coleoptera, Chrysomelidae.